Molecule: messenger RNA, 1299 nt
Organism: Chroicocephalus ridibundus (black-headed gull)
Lineage: Eukaryota; Metazoa; Chordata; Aves; Charadriiformes; Laridae
Product: tensin-2-like
Exons: 15
Coding region: 1-1299 (432 amino acids)
Biological process (GO): peptidyl-tyrosine dephosphorylation
Cellular component (GO): focal adhesion
Molecular function (GO): protein tyrosine phosphatase activity
Source: RefSeq, a predicted model, not a curated record
AUGGGGCUCUGUCUCCGCUCCCGCCUUGGCCGGCGGCGACGCUGCGGGGGCCAAGUCCGGGCCCCCUCCCGCCGGGGGGGCUGCGAGGGCCCCCCCCCAGGCCUGGGGCUCUCCCCCCGCCCCCCCCCGGCAUCCCCCGGUGCUGGCCCCCGGGCGCGGUGGGGACGCUGCUGCGGGCGCUCGGGCGCCGCGACGGCCCCGACACGCCCCGGCAGCCCCCCCCACCCCACAGCUUCCGAGAGAAGACCUUCCGGCGGGGGGGGGCCUGCGCCGCCUGCGGGGACCCCCUCGGCCCCCAGGGCCUCGUCUGCAGAGUCUGCAAAGUCACCAGCCACAAGAGAUGCGAGGCGAAGGUGGCAUCGCCGUGCCAAGCUCUGCCCCCCCCCCGAGCUGAGGAGGAACACGGCCCCCGUGCGCCGCAGCGAGCACCUGGGCUCCACCAAGUCCCUCAAUGGCAGCCGGCAGCGCAACACCCUGCCCAGGAGCGUCAGCCUGGAGCAGGUGCUGCAGCGCCCCUUCGCCUUCGACCUGACCUACGUCACCGAGCGCAUCAUCUGCCUGCGCUUCCCGGGGGGGCUGGAGGAGCCCCGCUACCGCCGGCACCUGCGCGAGGUGGCCACCAUGCUGGCCUCCCGCCACCGCCACCACUACACGAUCUUCAACCUGUCGGAGAAGCGCCGGGACAUCACCCGCCUCAACCCCAAGGUGCAGGAUUUCGGGUGGCCGGACCUGCACGCCCCCCCCCUGGACAAGCUGUGCUCCAUCUGCAAGGCCAUGGAGGGCUGGCUGCGGGCGCACCCCCAGCACGUCGCCGUGCUGCACUGCAAGGGCAGUAAGGGCAAGACGGGCGUCAUCGUGGCAGCCUACAUGCACUACAGCAAGGUGUCGGCCAGCGCCGACCAGGCCCUGAGCACCCUCACCAUGAGGAAGUUCUGCGAGGAGAAGGUGGCGGCCGCCCUGCAGCCCUCCCAGAGGAGCAACAUGACCACGGUGUUUGGACACCUCCAGCCUUCUCAGGUGACGGACACGGUCCUCGUCGCCAUUGAGGCCUUGACAGCAGAUGACACCUGUGACAGGCAGACGGGCAGCAAAAUCCUAGCCAUGGCUGUGCUAGACCCCAGUUACUGGCUGACGGAUGUGCCGAAGUUCAUGACGUACAUCCACAAAAAUGUGGAGUGCAUCCGCACGGAGCCAGCCCGCCGCAGCCUGGACUCACUCCUUCUCCUAAUGACCCAUUGGUACCCCGGGGAAGUGGUCAGGAGCCUCUUGAAGAUCUCACCAACGUGUGACAGGUACUAG